AUGGAGCUGGAUACUGGGUCAGCCCUCUCACUAAUCUCAUAUGAAGAUUACAGAGAUAAAUUUCCCAAUCUGAAACUAAAACACACCUCAGUGAAGUUAAAAACAUACACAGGUGAAAGAAUAACUCCCUUGGGAAAACUGAAAGUGAAAGUGGAAUAUGAGAAGGAUAAGUGCAACCUGGAACUUUAUGUUCUGAAAAAUGGAGGUGUGCCAUUAUUUGGGCGUGACUGGUUGAAACACAUCCACCUCAACUGGAAAGGAAUAAAGUCCAUGAGACUAGCACAUGGUCUGAGUGCACAUCCUGUGGAUAAAAGACUGAAACAGACACUCGAGAAGCAUGCUCAGGUGUUCAAGGAAGGUAUUGGCACUCUGAAAAAUAUUAAAGCACAGAUCAUACUGGAGGACAAUGCAAAACCCAGAUUUCACAAAGCACGUCCUGUACCAUAUGCUGUACGGCCCAAAGUCGAAGCAGAGCUCCAACACCUGGAAGAGCAAGGAAUACUCACCAAGGUGGAAUGGUCAGACUGGGCCACACCAAUAGUAUCAGUGAGCAAGAAGGCAAGUGAUAGUGUGCGAAUCUGUGGUGAUUUUAAGGUUUCAGUGAACCCAGUCCUCCGCAUCGAUCAGUACCCACUCCCACGAAUAGAAGACAUAUUCACAGCAGUGGCAGGUGGCAAACACUUUUCAAAAAUCGACCUUGCUCAAGCUUAUCUUCAGAUGGAAGUAGAAGAGACAUCCAAGAAAUAUCUAGUGAUAAACACUCAUAAAGGCCUAUAUCAGUACAACAGACUGGUCUUUGGUAUCGCCAGUGCCCCAGCAGUAUGGCAACGCGCUAUGGAUCAGGUUCUGCAGGGCAUUCCAGGAACGCAAUGUUUUCUGGAUGACAUAAUCGUCACAGGUGUCGAUGAGGAGACUCAUUUGGCUAACCUAGCAGCAGUCCUGGCCAGGUUAGAAAAAUAUGGACUGAGAGCAAACAAAAACAAAUGUGAGUUCUUCCAGGAUGCCAUUGAAUAUUGUGGCCAUAAGAUCGACAGGCAUGGACUCCACAAAACCAAAGACAAGGUUGACGCAGUCUUGAAGGCACCGGAACCUAAAAAUGUGAGCCAACUACGCUCAUUCUUGGGCUUAAUUAAUUAUUAUCACAAGUUUCUACCGAACCUGUCGACAGUUCUGCACCCCCUGCACUUGCUGCUGCAACAAAAUGUCAAAUGGAAAUGGACAAAAGAAUGUGAAGAGGCAUUUAAUGGUGCCAAGCAGCUCAUUACGUCAGAGGAGGUGCUGACGCAUUUUGACCCAAACCUACCCCUUCGCCUUGCCUGUGAUGCCUCCCCAUAUGGCAUCGGUGCUGUGCUAUCUCAUAAAAUGCCUGAUGGAUUGGAACGACCAAUUGCUUUUGCCUCAAGGUCCCUAAAUGCAGCAGAGCGAAACUAUGCACAGAUCGACAGAGAAGCGCUCAGUCUAGUGUGGGGAGUGAAGAAGUUUAAUCAGUAUCUAUAUGGAAGACACUUCACCCUGAUUACAGACCACCGACCGCUGGUGUCCAUUUUUAACCCUCAGAAAAGCAUUCCAACCAUGGCUGCAGCACGGUUGCAGCGGUGGGCCUUAUUCCUUGGUGCACACACUUACACCAUUGAAUUUAAAGGGACAAAACUGCAUGGGAAUGCAGAUGGACUGUCACGCCUUCCACAAAGGCAAACCACUGAAGAAACCACUGACCCAGCAACUGUGUUUCACGUGGCACAGAUGGAACCUCUACCUGUCACCAGUGCUCAGGUGAAAAGAGAAACAAGCCGAGACACAAUCUUAUCCAAAGUGUAUGAUUUUACUGUGAAUGGCUGGCCAUCCUCCAGUGACACUCAAUUAUCUGUGUAUUCUACCCGCAAAGACCAGCUAUCUGUUUGCCAAGGAUGUGUCUUGUGGGGAACCCGUGUCAUCCUUCCACCCAAACUACGUACAAGGGUACUAGACUCACUACACGAUGGACAUCUGGGUGUUGUUAAGAUGAAGAGUCUUGCUAGGAGCUAUGUUUGGUGGCCAGGCAUAGACUGUGAAAUAGAGAACGUGGCUAAAUCCUGCACUGGUUGCCAGCAGACACUGCGCCAGCCUCAACCAGCACCUGUACACACAUGGGAGUGGCCAUCCACUCCAUGGCAACGCAUUCAUAUAGACUAUGCUGGACCAUUUAUGGACCAAAUGUUCCUGAUUGUGGUUGAUGCUCACUCAAAGUGGCCAGAAAUUUUUCCUGUGAAGCAAGCAACAGCUGCCAGCACAGUCAGCAUCCUUCGAUCACUCUUUGCACGCACAGGUUUGCCACAACAGCUUGUAAGUGACAAUGGCCGUCAGUUUACUGGAGAGGAGUUUCAGAGUUUCCUCAAGAACAACGGUGUACGACAUAUGACUUCAGCUCCCCAUCAUCCAGCAACAAAUGGACAAGCUGAACGGUUCAUUCAGUCCUUCAAGCGGUCAAUGAAAGCCAGCCGAUUGGAGGGAAAGCCAAUGCAACACAAAAUCGACAGCUUCUUAUUGGCUUACAGAAACACCACUCAUGCAACUACUGGACACACACCUGCAAUGCUUUUCAUGGGACGAAAUCUGAGAUCACGUUUGGAUCUGUUAAAACCAGACAUCCGCAAGAAUGUCCAGGGCAAACAAUCUUCUUUGGUGGAAACAACAAAGAACCGAACCAGAUCAUUUGACAUUGGACAAAAAGUUCUUGCCAGAGACUAUAGAGGCCCAAAUCAGAAAUGGCAGUCUGGCAUGAUUCUGUCACAGACUGGACCUCUGACAUACAACAUUAAUGUUGGAGACAACUUAAUCUGGCGGCGACAUGUUGAUCAGAUUGUAGAUGCAGAAACCCACAUGGUUCCAAGGCAACCUGAGAGCACAUCCACAUCUCAGGAUUCAGAAGAGUUUAUCUUCGCAACACCUCCUGAGGUUCAGGGUUUAGGUGAAACCACUGAUGCCCAAACAGCCGAACCUUCCACACAGAGUACUAUGGACUCUGGCCAUUCUGGCAGACGUUACCCUGAGAGAAAUCGCAGAGCACCUCAGAGACUGAAUUUAUAGAUUUCCAGUUCAUUUUAUAAGGAAACAGUUAAAAUGUUUAGAGUGAACAAUCUGCCACUAUGUUGUAGAUCUCAGAGUAGUUAUUAUGUUUCUGUUACACUCUCUGGAGCAAAUUUAUUGGGU
Molecule: messenger RNA, 3189 nt
Organism: Archocentrus centrarchus (flier cichlid)
Lineage: Eukaryota; Metazoa; Chordata; Actinopteri; Cichliformes; Cichlidae
Exons: 1
Coding region: 1-3066 (1021 amino acids)
Biological process (GO): DNA integration
Molecular function (GO): nucleic acid binding
Source: RefSeq, a predicted model, not a curated record